GUAGUGUGGUGUGCGGGUGUCACGGGCGGCGAUCAUCACGACACAGUGGAUGUGUGAUGUUGUGAGAGAACGAUCGAGCAGUAGUGAAAGUGGUGAAAGAAUUUUUCCCUGAACGAAAUCGCGCUCCAGAAUCCUGACAUUGGUCAACCGAGUAGCAGCGAACGGGGAAAAAGGAGUUCGAAGAGGAUUUGAGCGCCAACCCGGACGGUACACAGUACGAUGGCAUCCCGUGGAGGUCCAAUGGUAAUCGGCACGGACGGUGCUGAUUUCGAGCACAGGCAACGUGUGGCCGCACAUUACCAAAUCAGCGCACUCAACAAGGCCCGGUUAAAAUACUGCAUUUUCUUUCACUACCUACUGUUCUUCGUGAUGUUACUCAAAUUGUCCGCCGACAUCCUGGAUCGCCUGGACAUUUUCAUCCUGGAAAUAGAAGAGCUUCAGAUCCCACAGCCACUCUGGUGGGAGUACUUCUGGUGCCUGUCGGUUUUCCUAUCCUUCGUGGGACUCUCCGCGGCUCGCCGCAAUCGGAUAAACGACAUGAAGAAGUAUAUGGUCGGUAUAAGCACAGUUGCCUUUGUUCCGCUUCUAUACUGCCUCAUCUACUACAUGAACGAUGUGCUGGAGUACAUCAGCUUGGAGGAAGGCACCGAACUGGAAGAUACCGACAUCUUCGUCUGGCAGGUAAUUGGUUAUCCAUACGGACUGCUGUGGUACGGAUUUGUCCUGCUGGCGCUGCAGGUGCAUUUCUUCUCACUGUUCUUCGCCUGGAACCUGAUCAAGGCAUGGAAAGGUCGUGGAACACUGAGGAAGGAACAGUAAUCCGAAGUGCAACCAUCAGCUGCUGCACACAGGAAUACAAAAGAUUUGAAAGACAAUAUUUUUCGACGAAUGCAAUGUACUUCAAAGCAACAUCUUUCUAACGCGCCAGUUUCACCAUUCAACGAUUCGAUAGGCAGAUCGUGCUCUUUAUCUACGUAGCGAAUUCAACUUAUUGCUAUCUCUGCUUUCCUGGAAGAAGAACGCAAAUAUAUGUCACCUAGUGAAGAAAAGUUUCCCAUCGAUGUUUGUAGAGCAGAAAGACGAAAACAGAAAAAAAUAUGAUUAGAACCAUGACCCGAAAUACAUAGUUCUUGUGAUCAGAAGACAUAACUCAAAACGUUUUGAAUUACACCAACAUAAAAGACCGCAAAUAAAGCUCCAUUUCUGUCACUCGAACGCGAAUCCUUUAUCCACAUUUCUCAAGACGAAAAUACACAUACGAACGAAAGAAAUAAAAAGUCUGUCUCAGACCUUCAAUAGAAUACAGUUAAUUUUGCCUUUAAUUUUACAAUUUUUACAAUGAUUCAUAGAACUCGUGAAGUUAAAUUUGUUGAGUGAACUGAAAUUUAUUUUCAAUAAUUUUGAUGACGCAACAGUUAAUGCAAAACAAGCUAGCCAUAUACCAACCAAGCUCAAUGUAGUUUAAAAGUAAGAAAUGACAUCCGCGAAGAGCUUAAUCAACACACACACACAUACACACACAGUGUUGAAUCGUAAAAGCAACCAAACGGACUAGGAGAGGGGAGUAGAAAUGCUACUCUCCGGAAAAGAGAUAUUUGCAGAAAAGCCAACCAGCGGAGCGGCGCAUGGAUAUAUUUUCAGAAAAAAAAACGCAAAAGAAAGAGGCGAAAUUUAUUCAAUGAAUAGGAAUGCUACACUGGAGGAAAAUAAAAUAUAAACAAAGCAAAAUGAUAUUUAUUGUGAGUAAUGUUAUUCAACUUGUUCUUAUGAAUGCAGUAGAAAAGUUAAAACUUUAGGAGGGAGGACAAAUAAAGUUGUUGUAAACAAAAG
Molecule: messenger RNA, 1830 nt
Organism: Ochlerotatus camptorhynchus
Lineage: Eukaryota; Metazoa; Arthropoda; Insecta; Diptera; Culicidae
Gene: jagn
Product: jagunal
Exons: 3
Coding region: 220-819 (199 amino acids)
Biological process (GO): endoplasmic reticulum organization; vesicle-mediated transport
Cellular component (GO): endoplasmic reticulum membrane
Source: RefSeq, a predicted model, not a curated record